Vicugna pacos (alpaca) is the source of this 363-nucleotide messenger RNA. Lineage: Eukaryota; Metazoa; Chordata; Mammalia; Artiodactyla; Camelidae. The record is from RefSeq and is a predicted model, not a curated record.
GCUGCUCAGUCUACUGCACCACUUGGCCUUUCCUCCCAGUGGCUCGUGGGCUUUAGCUUCUUCCUGUUCCCUGGAGCGUCGUUUUCCCUGCGGAGCCGCUACCGCCCCCAGCACGUCUUCUUCGGCGCCGCCAUCUUCCUCCUCUCCGUGGGCACCGCCCUGCUGGGCCUGAAGGAGGCGCUGCUGUUCGAACUCGGGGCCAAGUACAGCGCGUUCGAGCCCGAGGGCGUCCUGGCCAACGUGCUGGGCUUGCUGCUGGCCGCCUUCGGCGCCGUCGUGCUCUACAUCCUGACCCGCGCCGACUGGAAGCGGCCCCUCCAGGCCGAAGAGCAAGCGCUCUCCAUGGACUUCAAAACACUGACG